Molecule: messenger RNA, 1103 nt
Organism: Zychaea mexicana
Lineage: Eukaryota; Fungi; Mucoromycota; Mucoromycetes; Mucorales; Lichtheimiaceae
Product: major facilitator superfamily domain-containing protein
Exons: 9
Coding region: 16-1077 (353 amino acids)
Biological process (GO): transmembrane transport
Molecular function (GO): transmembrane transporter activity
Source: RefSeq, a predicted model, not a curated record
AUUAUUCUCAUUGUAAUGUUUUUGGCUGCAUUAGCCGGGUUCUCGUGUACCGUUUACUAUCCAGGGAUUCCCAACAUCAUUAUGGAAUUUAAAUCCGUCAUCUUUUGUAACGACAUUGGUCGCAGCGCUUUUUAUGUUCUUCAUGGUGCGGUCAUCAACAACAUUUGGGGUCUUGUUCAACGUGGGCGUGGAUACAGCAAGUUUGUUCUUGGAAAUACGUUUGGUCCUCUUAUUGGUCCAAUGAUUGGCGGCUUUUUAGUCAUGACUGAUUUGACGUGGCGUGCUACAUUUUGGUUAUGCGCCGGGUUGGUCGUCAACAGCGUCAUAUACGUCUCUGCCACCAACACAUCAGUCGAAGGCUCGCAUGUACAAGUUCUUGAUGACGAAGACAGAGCAACAACGCCCACGAUCCACCUAGUGAUCGAUAGCAAGGAUGUGGAAAAGCAACAGCAACGAGAAAAAGAAGGGGAUACCCUCGAAGCAGUGAUAUCAUCGUCAUCGCAGGAGAAGGACCAUGAAAGAGAAAAAUCGUUGAAUCUAUUCCGUCCAUUUGCCUUACUUCGGUAUCCGAACAUUGCAUUGAGUACUGUACUAGCGAUAGAGACUGUAAUCCCUAUUUUGUACGAGCGCAUCCAUUCAUUUAAUUCCUGGCAGACAGGAGGAGGGCUAGGGAACAUUUGCGGUGUAUUGGUCAACAGCCAGCUUUCUGAUCGUUUGCUUUUACGGGCAAGAGGUCGACGCGGAGGACGAGAGAAAUGGAUACCUAUCGUUGCUUUUGGCAUACAGACAUUCGGAAUGAAUCAAGUCAUGACAGGUGUGAGCGCUUAUUUACUGGACGCAGUACCUGGUCGAGGAGCAUCGGCUGUAGCUGCUGGAAAUGUGAUAUACAAUGUGUUUGCAUGUCUAUUUGCAGUGGCAGGCACGCCUAUGGUGGACUCAAUAGGUCCUGGCUACCUCUCAGUUUUUGUCGCUGGUCUAAGCUGGCUUGCAGCUUGCGGUUUAAUCAUCCUAAAAAUUUACGGCCAAAGAAUGCGACGACGAUCCGGAUUCUUGCAAGACAGAGAGCGAGAAGUAUAAGUACAACCACCAUCACUAUGUUCUUU